This is a messenger RNA of Gasterosteus aculeatus aculeatus (three-spined stickleback), 1775 nucleotides long. It is a transcript of the gene ppp1r35, whose product is annotated as protein phosphatase 1, regulatory subunit 35. Gene Ontology annotation, biological process: positive regulation of centriole elongation; negative regulation of phosphatase activity; positive regulation of cilium assembly. Gene Ontology annotation, molecular function: phosphatase binding. Gene Ontology annotation, cellular component: centriole. NCBI's taxonomy places the organism in Eukaryota, Metazoa, Chordata, Actinopteri, Perciformes, Gasterosteidae. The record is from RefSeq and is a predicted model, not a curated record.
GUUCCCGGCGCACCUUCUCUACAUGCGCCAAAUGGUUCAGUCAGGGAAAUGUCCUCAUGUCGUUACUGAUCUUUUAUUCUCCAUUCUAUCCUCACUCCGGCUCUAAAUCUUCUCAUUCCCAUUUGCCAAGUUUCCAUAGAUUUGGUUACAUUCUGCAAAGGGACUCAUGAAGCACUAUUUUGCUAUAUUCAAUUGACUAUGAUUAAAAAGAAAAUCUGAGCCCGUUGUUUGGUUUAUUUUCGAUAACGAUGUUUAGUUCUUGUAAUUUAUGUGUAUAUUUGUUUUAUUUUGAAAAUCUUCUCCGGGUCCGCUCCAUACCUGCUGUCGGCGGUAAUGUGCCAAUUUUAAAAAGAAGAAGAAGAAGAAACCUGUUGAUUUUUUGAAAGGGUUGUUUGGGGCACAAAGGAGUUUCUCCGGAUAAUUAAACCGUUUAAUGUAGAUUAUCUUCAGAGGGAGACUUCGGUCUGGUGUUUCUCAUCGUUUGUUCCUCUCGGACCUCAUCAGACUCCUUUCCUCUGCUUAGGAACCUGCUCCCCGGCUACAGUGUCACGUGGGCUUGUCCUCCAAUCAACGCUUCAACCCGACAUGAGGUUUAUUGACCCAAAUAUAACGACCCCAAAAGACGCGAUCGGCACAAUAAAACGACUCGAACACUGUACUCCUACAAUGUUGAGGAUGAGUUCCUCCUUCCUCUCUCCUCCCCCAUCUCCUCCCCCUGCCCCCUCACCCCUGCUCUCCUCCUGCUCUCUGGUUCACUGUCCUGAGCUCGACCUGUCCGUCACACUCGGCGCCGCCCCCAAGACCAGCCGGACACACUGGAAACGCAGUCCACCGAAGACGGGUCGGCAAAGCGACCAACCACAGACGAAGCCCCGCCCUCCAGGACAGACGGGAAGACAGGUGUUUUUUAAAGAGUCGGUGGAUGUCAAGGUGACACUGGAUCAGAGCACAGACGCCCCGCCGAAGCAGCCAAACAGAGGCCAGGGGAGGAGCAGGGAAUAUCACCACGCCCCCACACAGUGGGUGGAGUCCAGCGGUGCAGGAUCCAAUCAAGCUCCAGGCUUUCUCAGUAAGGUGGAGCUGAACAGCACUCUGGCUCUGAAGGCGGAGCUUCAGUCACUGCAGGGGGCUGAGUUUAACUCCCAGAAGGCCGUUCAGGAGACCCUAAGGAGGUCCGAGAGGACCAAAACGCUCAUCAACACCAGAGCUACUGAAGAGGUGAAUGUCUCUCGCUCUCAGCUCCUCUUCACUUCAUUGGUCGGUGUGGACGUGCAGGAAGAUCAGCUGAUCAGCCAGGUGCUGCAGAAUAGGCUGCUGCUGCCUUGCCACGGCAACAAGGCAGCAGACGGACCCUCUCUUCUCCACUUCAUGAACUCUGACCACCUUAGAGAAAAGCUCGUCCCUCUAAAGGAGGAGCCUGUCAACUACAAGCCCCGCCCAUUCCCAAGUCCCGCCGACGCGGCCUUUGACCUCCACAGACGGGGCAGGUGCUGAAUGGCUCAUGUCCUGACGCACACAUGACCUCUGAUCAGCAGGAGAAACUCAUGUUGUGUGUGAUGGCCUUAAUGAUAUUAACCUUGUUUUUUAAAAUGAUUAAUAUUAACUUAAAUACGUCUUUAGCUACGCUGUUUUUUCAAUAAAGAAAUGUCUCGAAUUGUUGCCAAUCACUUGUGGUUUUCCUUUAGUCUUGAUACCUCCCACCAGGAAUGCAUUUGACUUUUGAUGAAGUUUGUGUCGGCACACUUUACUAAUAAAGACACGUGAGUUUAUAUUUA